ACCUGAUCCCUUUUUUGUCAUUUUUUACUUUUGUAAAAAAAUGGCAGCCCUUUUUUUCAUUGCCAGAGUUUACAGAUGAAAAGGCAUCUGUGCUGAACUCUAUUGUUCUGUAACAAAGGAGCCUGGUCCCCCUAUCCACCCCCCCACCCCCCAGCCUGGGAACAGUGUAGGAGCUGCUUUCCAAUUUCUUUUGCUAUAAAAGGGCUUUUCCUUCCCUUGCUUGUAUCUAAAUGUUUAGCCGGAGUUAAAACAGCAUGUAAAUACAGUAUAUCACUUUUUUAAAGUUGUGCUGAUUUAUUGCCGGAUUUGGAUUUGUGUAAUUAAGCUUUGAGAGAAAACUCCACUAAACCAACAUCUUGAAGCCACUUGUGUAUACUGUACUGUGCAGCAGUAUUUUACACUUAAGACCUGCUCCCCAUUUGUCUGUGCAGCUGUACAGUAAUAACCGGUGAUGGCUAAUGGUGAUGGCAAUGAGCGAUGCUGCACAGCUCUGUGCAAGCAGUACGUUAGAAUUUCUUAUUGCAUUCCAGCCACACUCGGAAGGACCGUGCUCACAAGAGCAGCGGACAGUUGAGUCCUGCAGAGGCAGCUCCAGCGUUUUUCCGACUGUACCACUGUUGUAGACAGAGCAGAUGCAGGAUUAGUCUUCUAUGCUCUAGAAUGAGUGACCAAAUAGAUCUGCAUAUUUCAAUUUUACCUAACCUCACCCUCACAAUAAUGAUAGCUCCCUUUUAGAUUUGUGUGAAAACAAAUUUUCAGCAUUUACAACAAACUGUCAAAAGUCUGUAGUAAACAUACUGUAGGCAUUUUAAAUACAAAUGUGCACAUUUAAAAUCAUCUGAGAUGUGUUGGCAGAGGACAAAGACAGGAGAUUGUCUUGCAGGUGGUCAGAAUUAGGAGCUAUGAGGGCAGAAUUCUGGUUCCACCCAAGCUGACUUUUAAAUUGGAGCAGUACCUCCCCACAAGCGAGCUGUCAGUGUGUGAGCAACCUAAAUUACCAUAAUGUCUGGCUAGCUAGAGCCUUGCAAUAGCAACAUCUAACUGGAUUACAGUGCUACAGCGAGUAGGUGCCCUUGGUGUAACUAGCAGAGAUGUGAAAAGGAUUUCCAUUUGUCUAGUCUGCGCCGAUUUUGCAGUCUAAUCCCCAUCUCUUCUCACUGCUGACCUUGAGCUGAGUGCUAAUCUUCGCAGUGAAGGGAAACAGUCUGCCGAGCGUCUUCUCAAGCAAACACUUGGCACUGCUGAAACCCAGCAGCCUCCACUCCGUUCUCCACCUCUUCCCUCUUUUAUGGAGCAUUUGCAAAAUGUGCCAGCUGACUGCCUUUAAGGUGGAUUGUAUGGCCCUGCUGUAGGAAACAGUGGAAUGGACAGAUCCCUGGGCAGCAGACAUGGAUUGUGAGGACCCUCAUGACGGUCUAUCAGCGGUCACCUCCUUACUGCAGUUAACAGUGGAGCAGCUGCCCAGCCCCUGUGUGCAGGAAGAUACUGAGGGCAGAACCUCUGUCCCCCUUGCAAUCUCCAGCGCCAGCAGCCUCUGCAGUGAGGACCCCUUCUGCAGGAUCUGCCAUGAGGGCAGCGGUGGUGAGGAGCUCCUGUCGCCCUGUCGGUGCUCAGGCACACUGGCCAAGCUGCACCGCAGCUGUCUGGAGCACUGGCUGACAGCUUCAAACACAAGCCACUGUGAGCUCUGUCACUUUGAAUUUGCCUUGGAACGCUUGCCAAAGCCACUCAGUGAGUGGCUGCAAGCCCCAGCGAUGCAGCAUCAGAGGAGAACUCUGUGUGGAGAUGCCAUCUGCUUCAUGUUUAUAACUCCAUUAGCCAGUCUGUCUGGUUGGCUGUGUGUCCAGGGAGCCACGGACCUCUAUUACAGCAGCAGCAUGGAAGCAAUUGGACUCAUAGUCCUCACACUUGCACUUUUCACCAUUUACCUUUUCUGGACAACUGUCUCGAUACGAUAUCACAUUCAACUCUUCAAGAAGUGGAGAAGGACUAAUCAGAAAGUCCGACUUCAGAUUCCAAGACCAGCGGUACUGCACAGUCCAGUGCAGGCUGUCCCACCCAGCACCACGAGCAAAGACAAGAAUAAGGAAACUAUUGUUUAGCUAAUGGAGACGGUACUCAGUC
This is a messenger RNA of Lepisosteus oculatus (spotted gar), 2124 nucleotides long. RefSeq names its product E3 ubiquitin-protein ligase MARCHF3 (gene marchf3). Lineage: Eukaryota; Metazoa; Chordata; Actinopteri; Semionotiformes; Lepisosteidae. The record is from RefSeq and is a predicted model, not a curated record. Gene Ontology annotation, molecular function: ubiquitin-protein transferase activity; zinc ion binding. Gene Ontology annotation, biological process: protein ubiquitination.